Durotheca rogersii is the source of this 645-nucleotide messenger RNA. RefSeq lists its product as uncharacterized. The transcript has 3 exons. Bases 1 to 645 code for a protein of 214 amino acids. The record is from RefSeq and is a predicted model, not a curated record. Lineage: Eukaryota; Fungi; Ascomycota; Sordariomycetes; Xylariales; Xylariaceae.
AUGAAGUUCUCUUUCGCGCUCGGCGCCCUGCUCUCUGCGGGCGCCGCUCUUGCGGCCCCGGUCCCGGCUCCCGUCGCCGAGCCUAUGCCGAUGCCCACUCCUCCCGGUAUCCCGUCCGCAUCUACGGCCCGCUCGCAGCUCAACGGGCUUACCGUCGGGACGAAUGUCGACGAUGGCGGCUACAACCGCAACCUCUUCCCCACGUGGAUCACUAUCACCGGCACGUGUAACACCCGCGAGUAUGUGCUGAGGCGUGACGGCACCAACGUCCAGGUCGGCUCCGACUGUUACCCCACCAGCGGCAGUUGGACGAGCCCCUACGACGGCGCCACCUGGACGUCACCUUCCGACGUUGACAUCGAUCACAUGGUACCGCUGAAGAACGCCUGGAUUUCCGGGGCGAACAAGUGGACGACGUCCAAGCGCGAGCAAUUCGCCAACGACGUCAGCCGACCGCAGCUUUGGGCGGUGACGGAUAACGUCAACUCGUCCAAGGGCGACAAGUCUCCGGACUCGUGGAAGCCGCCCCUGAGGACCUUCUAUUGCACGUACGCGAGGGCGUGGGUCGGUGUCAAGAGCUACUGGGAACUCUCCGUCACGUCGGCCGAGAAGUCAGCUCUCACCGACAUGCUCAGCACUUGUUAG